UUAUUAUCGCAAAAUGCUAAUCUAUGUAAUAAACUUUAGUAUACUCGUAAUUUCAAACGUUUAAGUAUUAAUUCUAUUGACGUAACAAGGACCAUAUCAGAAAAAUAAGUGAGAAAAGCGUAGAAAACAACUUGUGAUUACAGGAAUUUUUGUGUUUACCUGUGAAAAUCAUGAGCCACUGUUGUUCUUCGGGCUGUCGUUGCUCUCCCAAGCAUCACAAGCAUCAUCCACCACGUCAUCAUAUAUCCACGGCGGAUAAAAUUGCAACUGGAGCAGUUGUGGGAGGUAUCGUCGGAACAUUAGUGGGAACAGCAGUUCACAAUGCUAUAAAACAGAGCAAGAAAGAAAAAAAUAGGGUCAUACCACCGUCUCCUGUUGGUCCACCUCCACCAUAUACCCUUCAUCAGCCAAAUGUUCCACCUCCACCACCACCAAGUUUUCAGCAUAGUGGAGCUCCACCUAUAUCGCAGUAUAAUCCUCCGCCGCCUAUAUAUCCGGAUUUACCGCAGCAACCCUAUCAUAAAAAUCCAGGUUUGCAAUACGGUGUGGAGGUUCCAGUUUGCAAUGCAGGAAAUCCAGGGUUGCAAUACUGUGUGGAGGUUCCAGUUUAUAAUGCAGGACAUUGUGGUUGCGGGUCAGGGCAAGCAAGAUGUUAUCCAAAACCACCUCGACAUGGAUUACCUCCAUGUAGACAUGGCUAUUUAAUCCAUGGAUGCCAACAUUGUGAAGGAUGGAAGUGGAACUAAUUGGAUAGUUACCACAAA
Messenger RNA from Sitophilus oryzae (rice weevil), 764 nucleotides. Its product is annotated as pollen-specific leucine-rich repeat extensin-like protein 4. The transcript is spliced from 2 exons. The record is from RefSeq and is a predicted model, not a curated record. Lineage: Eukaryota; Metazoa; Arthropoda; Insecta; Coleoptera; Curculionidae. Bases 171 to 746 code for a protein of 191 amino acids.